GACGCACUAUAUAUGGCACCGGAGGUGAUAGGCUCUGACGAUCCCAAUCGGUUCACCACUAAAUCCGAUGUGUUUAGCGUCGGUGUUAUCGGUCAACACGUGUUUGAUAUCAAUAUCAAAGAGUAG
Molecule: messenger RNA, 126 nt
Organism: Oppiella nova
Lineage: Eukaryota; Metazoa; Arthropoda; Arachnida; Sarcoptiformes; Oppiidae
Source: the annotation of a GenBank genome assembly